This is a messenger RNA of Xylaria bambusicola, 873 nucleotides long. RefSeq lists its product as uncharacterized. NCBI's taxonomy places the organism in Eukaryota, Fungi, Ascomycota, Sordariomycetes, Xylariales, Xylariaceae. The record is from RefSeq and is a predicted model, not a curated record. Gene Ontology annotation, molecular function: NADH dehydrogenase (ubiquinone) activity. The transcript is spliced from 2 exons. The coding region runs from base 1 to 873 and encodes 290 amino acids.
AUGGCGACCAAGCUUUGCCGCAGCAGGGCUUUGGCUACAGCUCUGCGGCCCGCGAAGAGCUCUGUCCAGCCUCGGAACGAACAACAAGUCGUGCGCUGUAUCGCCUCGACCGCUCGCCAAAAUGUCGCCAUACCCCGGGACAUCCAGAACAUGAGGCUGGCGCCCCGGGACCACCCCAAGGAGCUCAACGUUCCCAUCGUCAAUCCCGCCGAUAAGUAUGCCACCAAGGCCGACGACCUCCAUCGCUACGGCGCCUGGCUCAUGGGCUGUCUGCCCAAGUACGUCCAGCAGUUCUCCGUUUGGAAGGACGAGCUGGUCAUCUAUAUCCCCCCCGCCGGCGUGAUACCCGUCUUCUCUUUCCUCAAAUACAACACAGCUGCCGAAUUCACCCAAGUCAGCAGUAUCACCGCAGUCGAUUUCCCCACCAAGGACCAGCGAUUCGAGGUUGUAUACAACCUCUUGAGUGUGAGACACAACGCGCGCAUUCGCGUUAAGACAUACGCCGAUGAGGCCUCCCCCGUCCCUAGUAUCACGAGCUUAUACGAUGGCGCCAACUGGUACGAGCGUGAGGUAUACGACAUGUUUGGCGUUUUCUUCACGAACCACCCCGACCUUCGUCGCAUCAUGACCGACUAUGGUUUCGAGGGCCACCCCUUACGGAAGGACUUCCCCCUGACCGGCUACACCGAGGUUCGCUACGAUGAGGAGAAGAAGCGCAUCGUCACUGAGCCUCUGGAGUUGACACAAGCUUUCCGUAACUUCGAGGGUGGCUCUAGUGCCUGGGAACAAGUCGGUCCUGGCCAGGACCGCAAGCCAGAGAGCUUCAAGCUACCCACACCAAAACCUGAGGAGAAGCCCGAGGAGAAGAAAUAG